This is a messenger RNA of Durotheca rogersii, 1155 nucleotides long. RefSeq lists its product as uncharacterized. The coding region runs from base 298 to 798 and encodes 166 amino acids. The transcript has a single exon. The record is from RefSeq and is a predicted model, not a curated record. Lineage: Eukaryota; Fungi; Ascomycota; Sordariomycetes; Xylariales; Xylariaceae.
UCCCGUCGUCGGGGCGGAUGUCGACGGUUUCCUCCCACCUGCUCUUCUUUUCUUCCGUUCACACAUACGUUCGCUUGACUCGCUCUUGGCAGCUAGUUCUUCUUUUUUCCGUUCUCUGUACCGUGGCUGGCCACCUUUUUUGUUGAAUUCACUUCUGCCGUAAAAUAUACUAUUUCUAAUCAUUUCUCGAGAGCCUGCGCCGACAUCGUCGAUUCCGAUUCGACCCGAUACCCUCCCUGUUCUUACACAGCAAGACCCCGAGUUCACACCCCUCACCCACCCUCCACCAUCGUCAUCAUGUACGCCUCGCGAUCAUCCCUCCUCGCCGGCCUCCUCUGGGCCCUGUUUGUCGCGCUCGAGGUAUCAGCGCUCGCCGUCGGCGGGGACGAGUCGUCUAAGACGGGCCUGCUACUAAGCCUGCGGCAGGCGGCGACGCCGGCGGCCGCCGCGAACGUGGCGUGCGCCGAGUACUCGCGCGUGGCGAACUACUCGGUCAUCGCGGGCAACUCGACGUACCGGGCCGCGUUCCAGCAGGCGUCGCCGCUCGGCACCUUCGAGUCGACCGCCAUCAUCGACGGCGCCGUCAAGAAGCUGCCCGAGUUCCAGUUCGACGGCCCCAUCAACGCCGCCUGCGGCAACCUCACCGAGGUCGCCAUCGCCGGCGCCGAGGCCAACUUCACCCGCGGCGUCGUCGCCGAGUUCAACAUCAACGCCGGCCCCCGCGCCGCCGCCGCCGCCCAGCUCGGCCUCGUCUUCUCCGUCGCUCUCGCCACUGUCGGCAUGCUCUCGCUCCUGUAAGGGGGACCUCCGAGAGGAGAGGAGAACGAGAGGGGGGAGCGGAGAAAAGGGGAGCCCGGAGUACGCCGCCCAAGCGAGCAAGAGAGGCAGGCGAAGGGAAGAGAGAAGGACGAGACAGGUAUCAUGCCUCGGUUCCUGCCGCCGAGCAGGUCGAUCCGGGCCGGGAUGGGACUGCAGUGCCUAUCGAGGACAGCCUCCCAAGCAUAGCGAGAAGGGCGAAAUAGAAUACCCACAAUAAUGAAUAUUUUUAACGGCCGUCUUAGUCGUGUGCGUGGUGUGUGAUUACACAGGAGGCUAUGUGACCAGUCGUUUCCAAAUGAGAGGGGCAGGUGUUUUCUCGUGACAGCAUCAGUUUCU